Salarias fasciatus (jewelled blenny) is the source of this 2651-nucleotide messenger RNA. It is a transcript of the gene hapln1a, whose product is annotated as hyaluronan and proteoglycan link protein 1a. Gene Ontology annotation, cellular component: perineuronal net; synapse. Gene Ontology annotation, molecular function: hyaluronic acid binding. The record is from RefSeq and is a predicted model, not a curated record. The transcript is spliced from 4 exons. NCBI's taxonomy places the organism in Eukaryota, Metazoa, Chordata, Actinopteri, Blenniiformes, Blenniidae. Bases 197 to 1213 code for a protein of 338 amino acids. Gene Ontology annotation, biological process: positive regulation of neuroblast proliferation; glial cell differentiation; skeletal system development.
UCCAGUAGCACCACAGGCGGCUGCUACUCAAAGACAAACAGAAAGGGGGACAGCCAGCAAAAUAAGAAUAAAAGAUAACUGUUCAGCUUACUUUAGCUAUUUACCACCUAGAUAGUUUAGUGCAUUUGAUUUUAUUAUUAAGUUAUAUAUAUUUCCUUUGAAAAGGGCCCUUUGAGUAAAAAAAAAGAGAGAAAAAAUGGUGAGUCUGCUUUGCAUUACAAUAAUCGCCCUGACACUGGCAGGCAGUUCCUACAGUCAAGUAACGCCCCCUCCAAUGCAAGUUUCAGUCCAUGUCUUUGCUGAACCGGGUGCCAACGUCACCCUGCCCUGCAGGCUGCCACACUCCGAUGGCAUCGCUUUGGGCGUCCGGGUGAAAUGGACCAAAGUGGCGGACGAUGAAGACCUGAAUGAAGAUGUGCUGGUUUCAAUGGGAUUCCACAAGAAGACCUACGGAAGCUUUGAAAAUCGGGUCUUUAUGGAGAACGAUGAGACCGAAGAUGGCUCCAUCCUCAUCACUGAUGUUUCUGAAAACGAUAGCGGAAAAUACCGCUGCGAGAUUGUGAAUGGAGUCGAAGACACGAUUCAAGAAAUCACCUUGGAAGUACAAAGUGCCAACAAAGGGGUUGUAUUCCCGUACUCUCCCAGUACGGGCCGCUACAGACUGAACUACGAUGAGGCCGUGCAGGCCUGCCAGGACCAGGGUUCCGUGGUCGCCACCUUCGAUCAGCUCUUUGAGGCCUGGAAGGGGGGUCUGGACUGGUGCAAUGCCGGGUGGCUCAAUGAUAGCACAGUGCAGUACCCCAUCACCAAACCCCGGGAGCCCUGCGGUGGCACCAGCAGUGGACCCGGUGUGAGGACCUACGGACGCAGAGACAGGCAGAGAGGCAGCUACGACGUCUUCUGCUACACUGCUGAACUCAAGGGACGUGUGUACUGGCUGGUCCAGCCUCUCAGCCUGACCUUCGACGAGGCCGUUCAGGCGUGUUUGGAUGACGGUGCGGAGAUCGCCAAGGUCGGCCAGAUGUACGCUGCCUGGAAGCUCAACGGCUACGACCGCUGCGAUGCCGGCUGGUUGGCCGACGGAAGCGUCCGCUACCCCAUCACCAGGCCCCGCAAGAACUGCAGCCCCACGGAAGCCGCAGUGCGCUUCAUCGGAUUCCCGGACAAGCAGCAGAAAUCUUACGGCGUCUACUGUUACAAAGCUGACCAGUGAGCGAGUAGAUAGAAACCGUGAAGCCAUAACCACCAAAGAGCAUCAACAACGACCAGUAAUAGCAACAAUGAAGCAGAUAAGCUUUGGAUCUUACCUAGCAUGAACUCAAAACUCUCCUAAAGCUGUGAUAACGCUAAAACAAAUACUGCACAUCUUACACCCUUAAGCAAUAAAUGGCAAAAUGUUUUGUAACCAUUAAGUUUUCCUCCCGCUGUGCAUUCUUUGAUUUUACGUAGGCUGCUGGGUAAAGGGCAACAGUGUUAUGUUAAGUUUGACCGAUGUGACAGAGACAAGAACUUAAUGGUCAACAUCUAAGUUUGUUUUGUCUUCCACUAAAUGAAUAAAUGUGUGAAGUUCAAGAUUUAGAGCAAUUCUGCUCAUGUGCAGAUGAUAUGUGCUGCUUUAAAAUGUUUCUACAACAGAACAAUGUGAGAUUUUAUUUUAUCAAGUACGACAUCAGUGACAGAAAAUGAUUACAGCAUUACCACCACCGUCGAGCUAUGCAUUUCUACAUGUUAUCCUGCAGUAAGUCUUCAAUUGGAUCCUUCUCUAAGCAGAGUCGAAUCUCUUUUUUGACCUCUGAAACUGCAGAAAGGUUCUUUAAAUGCACGAGCUGUGAUCAAAUUAAGUGCCAAGAAAAUUAUUGUUAAUGUUUUAGUCUGUGACCUUUUCUGCAUCAAAAGCUCUUAUUAGAUUUACUCUCAAUUACAUUCUGAGAGACAUUUUUACUAUUAUAACCUUAAAAGAUGCUUUUUUUUUUUUUUUUUUUUUUUUUUUUUUACUAUUGUAACAAAAUAUUUUUAUUUUUUAAUGAUGGUUCAAUGAUAUAUUGUAAUGUUUGCUGCAUCCUUCAAAAAUAAAAAGAGCAUAUUCUGCCCUAUGCAUGCAGUCCAACAAAAACUGGUUCAUACCAGCAGGAUCACAGUGAAGGAGUCCAGAUAUUCUCCUUAGCAUGGGUAGAAAAAACUUACUGAUUCUCUGACAGUUUUCUCAAUUCCCUAAGAAAAUAAUCACAACACAACAAUCUCACUCAACAUUUUUUUUUUUUCUGUUUUGUUGGGUUUUGUUGACCUGGUUCAUGCCGAUGACCACUUUCACUCAGAAACAGAUUAAUUCUAUAUCAUUUAAUAGUAGCUGGACUGUGACUGCAUGACCUGGCGAGCACAUAGUUUAAAACUUUAUGAUUUUCAAGAUUUUGCUUUUUUUUUCUGUUAACUGUAUCUAACCCUGGGCACUGAUGUGGUACUUACUGCAGAAUACAUGUGAUAAUACAGUGACGCAUUACUCGUAAAAGCAAAACCUUUUUCAAAAUUUGCCUUUCAAACUUGUGUAUUUUCACACACUUGUGCAUGAAAAAAGAUGGAGGUAUUUUUGUAUCUUAUCGUCAUGUACCUUUAAAAAAAAGCAGUUUGGAAUAAAGAACAAAACUUUAAAAUCA